AUUAUCAAUAGGCCUACAAUACAACGUGUUUUUAUAGCGCAGUAUCACAAAUGAAGUUAUCUCGGCGCUUUCAAAAUACACACUCAAACACAACACAUUCCCUCAUUCACACACCUGAAGGAGUCUUAUAAACGGCCCUGGAAGGAGUGCAGUCAUAUCGCCACCCCGUGGACAUCAGGACAGCCAACACAAUACAGACUUAAAUAAUGUGCGCCUGCGUUUGUGUAUCUUUGUGGUUUUGAUUUUUUUUACCGAGGGGGCUGAAAUGCAUUAGGCCUAUCUGACCUGUUUUGCAUUUUUGUAGGCUAUACUGACACACUCAUCAUUUAGCAUAUUGUACCAAAAACAGGGCUGAUGAUAGGCCUACUAAGAAAUAAAUAUGAAGAGUUGUCUUCCACAAUUAUGUCAUCGUCAUAGGGGUGUGCCCUUGCUCGGAUAGCCUAGUAGCCCACUGCACUGCUUUCACUUUCCAGUGUUUAGCGUUGCUUUAAGAAUGUAGACCAUGCAACGAUUGUGCUUUAACAGAUCAGACAUUGCAACUUGGGUCUUCACAGUGACGUUUAGAAUAUGUUCGGAUUGUGCUCACGGGAGGGGCUGAUAAAAUAAUUGUCAUAUUAUGGCCAUUCAGCUGUUCUUGACUGUCACUCAAUAAAGUUUAACAUAAACAUUAUACCAGCCUAUCGUUUCCUUUCUUCUUCUAAAUCCCACCCAGAGGACUGACCUGUUGCGGAAGCAGCGUAGUCAGAGUUGGAAAUUACGAAUGUGUCUUAUUUAAACCCAACCCAAGUCAGUGAAGGAAAACAUCUGUUUGCGCAGCCAACCACUUGGGCAUGGAGCAACAAUGAGGUGCUGUACUGCGUGAAUGGUUUCCCAGGGCAGCUCUGAGACCUCCCUGUCCUGUUGCUGCUGAGGUGAACUUCUAGUGGAAGCCAUGAGGACGUUCCAGCCAGCAGCGGUGGUGAUGCUGGCCGUGUCCCUGUUGGUGUUGUGGAAGACAGGCCUGGGUCUCACGUGCAAUCCCUCUGAGUAUGAAGUGGACGGGAGGUGCUGUGAGAUGUGUAACCCUGGGUAUUAUGUGCUCAGCCGCUGUGCAGAGUCCACUAACACCACAUGCUCUCCCUGUCCUGCAUCUACCUUCACGGACACACAGAAUGGACUGGAGGCGUGUAGCAUGUGUGGAGUGUGUGACUCCAGUGCUGGUCUAAGCCUGAAGAGGGAGUGCAGCUCCACCUCAGACACACUCUGUGAGCCUCUGGAAGGACACUACUGCACUGAUCCAAUCGCAGAUGGCUGCAGAGGAGCUGUGGAACACAGCAAGUGUAACCCAGGACAGUAUAUCCAACAGCAAGGCACCGCAUCUACAGAUACUGUGUGCGCUAACUGCAGCAAGGGCGAGUUCUCUGACGGGACGUAUUUACAUUCUUGCAAACCACACACACUCUGUGAAUCGUUGGACCUUGAAGUGGUGACAGAAGGAACACCUUCCCAUGACACCGUCUGUGGGGAGAAAAGUGGCAACGGCCUUCUCAUAUUUGGGAUCGUCGCAGCGGUCAUCAUAUUCAUAGUGGCCUUUGGCUGUGUGUAUAAGAUCUGCGAUCAUUAUAACAUCAGGCUCUGUAAAAUCCCCCGGAUCUUCAUGUGGUGAUCUGGGAAGUGACCUCUGAAACACACCUCUUCUUUCCAAGGCCUCUAUAGUGUUUUUUUGCAGUCUGGAUAGAUAGCUGCAGAUUUUAUGUAUAUUUUUCUAUAUGUUAUACCAAAUAGCCAGGUUGCCUAUACCAAAUGUGUACAAAAGUGUCACCACUCAAUUCCAUUUCACUCUGACAGCUACAGUAGGUCAGGAACCACAGCUAGCGUACACUAGUCACUUGGACCAGGAAGUCGUAGGCCAAUCAAAACAGCGGUUUCCAAGCUGCCAAUCACAAAGGGAAUGAAACCAGCUGGCGCACCGGGCUCCCAAUCAGAAGCAUUGAUGGGAAAACUUCAAAAAGUCCAUUCUUUCAAGUCCAUUCUGCACUCCCAUCUGUUAAUA
Messenger RNA from Engraulis encrasicolus (European anchovy), 2032 nucleotides. Its product is annotated as tumor necrosis factor receptor superfamily member 14-like. Gene Ontology annotation, biological process: defense response to Gram-positive bacterium; positive regulation of T cell migration; defense response to Gram-negative bacterium. Bases 932 to 1645 code for a protein of 237 amino acids. The transcript is spliced from 6 exons. The record is from RefSeq and is a predicted model, not a curated record. NCBI's taxonomy places the organism in Eukaryota, Metazoa, Chordata, Actinopteri, Clupeiformes, Engraulidae. Gene Ontology annotation, molecular function: protein binding. Gene Ontology annotation, cellular component: external side of plasma membrane.